AUGGCUUUUCAAGGACCGAGCUCAGAUUGUCAUCCAAAUUGCCUACGAGCAUUGAAUGCGCAAGAAGAUUACGAUGCGUCUCAGAGAGCAGCAAUGUUAGCGGUUGAUCUAAUCACCAUGACGCGUGGUAUACUGAAGCUUGACAGUGAGAACACUCUGUACUCAGCUCAGUAUCUGGUGGACAACGCUGGUCCCAAGAAGGACUCUGGGCAGGGAGAGUGGGGUCAAGGACGCGGUGUAACGAUCCAAGACCUCUUUGACUACUUGAGGGACAUAGCUACUCCUAGCGAGGAGGGAGAAACGGAUCAAGAACGCCCUGAGCUAACGGUGAAGGACUGCCUUGAGUGUGCUUUCAGAGAUGGGUUGCCGAGAAGAGGGCAGUGGGGACAUUUGGGAUGUGUCUCCAAGGUUCCCCCAUUUGCUUGUCUCAUACCUCGCGUCCCCAUGAAUGGAGAAGUGGUUGAGACUGAGAAAUGGGAAGAAGCAGUUGAGUUGUUGGGGAAGCACCCGAUUGGAGCUAAACUGCAUGUCUUCAGUCCGGAGAUUGAUCUUGUUGAUGAUGAAGUGGGAGUUUACGAAGGGCCGUCAGGUGCUGGAUCAAGCUAUGUUGGACUUAGGGAUGUGAUGGUCACUGGAGAGGGGAAGACAGAGAUGGGAGACAAGAAGGUUGCGCAAGUGAGGAUUUGCUACAAGAAGAAGACUAAGUUCAUUGCUGUGUCUCUUGAUCGUGUGCUUACCUCACUUGGCGACGAGUCUCAGGUCAUAGAGCCGACGGGUCUCCUUUCUGACUUCAUCAUCCCACGCUUCUCCCAGUAA
Microthlaspi erraticum is the source of this 816-nucleotide messenger RNA. Lineage: Eukaryota; Viridiplantae; Streptophyta; Magnoliopsida; Brassicales; Brassicaceae. The record is from the annotation of a GenBank genome assembly.